Messenger RNA from Orycteropus afer afer, 1176 nucleotides. RefSeq names its product glucosamine-6-phosphate deaminase 1 (gene GNPDA1). Gene Ontology annotation, cellular component: cytoplasm. Gene Ontology annotation, biological process: carbohydrate metabolic process; D-glucosamine catabolic process; N-acetylglucosamine catabolic process. The record is from RefSeq and is a predicted model, not a curated record. Gene Ontology annotation, molecular function: identical protein binding; glucosamine-6-phosphate deaminase activity. Lineage: Eukaryota; Metazoa; Chordata; Mammalia; Tubulidentata; Orycteropodidae.
CGCGCGGGGCGGAACAGCCAGAGUCGUCGCUGCAGCCACCGCGGGAGGCGUCCUCGACAAGAUGAAGCUCAUCAUCCUAGACCACUAUUCUGAGGCCAGCGAGUGGGCAGCCAAAUACAUCAGGAACCGCAUCAUCCAGUUUAACCCAGGGCCAGACAAGUACUUCACCCUUGGGCUUCCCACUGGGAGCACCCCACUUGGCUGCUAUAAAAAGCUUAUUGAAUACUACCAGAACGGAGACCUCUCCUUCAAGUAUGUGAAGACUUUUAACAUGGAUGAGUAUGUGGGCCUUCCUCGAGACCACCCCGAGAGUUACCACUCCUUCAUGUGGAAUAACUUCUUCAAGCACAUUGACAUCGACCCAGGAAACACCCAUAUUCUGGAUGGGAAUGCAGCUGACCUGCAGGCUGAGUGUGACGCCUUUGAAGAGAAGAUUGCAGCUGCAGGUGGGAUCGAGCUGUUUGUUGGAGGAAUCGGCCCCGAUGGACACAUUGCCUUCAACGAGCCAGGCUCCAGUCUGGUGUCCAGGACCCGUGUAAAGACACUGGCCAUGGAUACCAUCCUGGCCAACGCUAGGUUCUUCCAUGGAGAUCUCUCCCAGGUGCCCACCAUGGCCCUGACGGUGGGUGUGGGCACUGUCAUGGAUGCUAGAGAGGUGAUGAUCCUCAUCACCGGUGCUCACAAGGCAUUUGCAUUGUACAAGGCCAUCGAGGAGGGCGUGAACCAUAUGUGGACCGUAUCUGCCUUCCAGCAGCAUCCCCGUACAGUGUUUGUGUGUGAUGAGGAUGCUACCUUGGAGCUAAAAGUGAAGACUGUCAAGUAUUUCAAAGGUUUAAUGCUUGUUCAUACCAAAUUGGUGGACCCCUUGUAUAGUAUUAAAGAGAAAGAAGCAGAGAAAAGCCAGUCUUCCAAGAAACCAUAUAGUGAUUAGCCUGUGCUGGAACCUCCUGUCAAGUACCUCAUUGGGCCAAGUGGGUCCUUCUGGAAAUUGUCUUUAAGAGAACAGAAGUGUAUUUCUUUUAUCUGGUAUGGUUACUCCAGAUAAGUGGGUAAACAUGUUGAUCUUGGCUGUGAGGCUUGGAGCCUCAUCAUGGAGUUUAGCUAUAAGGGGAAUAGCUUGAUUAUGAUUAUAACUUAAGCUUCUUAAUCAGAAAAAAAAAAUCUCUGAAAAAUGUA